Messenger RNA from Carassius gibelio (silver crucian carp), 1621 nucleotides. RefSeq names its product hydroxycarboxylic acid receptor 1-4 (gene hcar1-4). The transcript is spliced from 2 exons. Gene Ontology annotation, molecular function: G protein-coupled receptor activity. Gene Ontology annotation, biological process: G protein-coupled receptor signaling pathway. Gene Ontology annotation, cellular component: membrane. The record is from RefSeq and is a predicted model, not a curated record. Bases 211 to 1149 code for a protein of 312 amino acids. Lineage: Eukaryota; Metazoa; Chordata; Actinopteri; Cypriniformes; Cyprinidae.
UUUUAUCGCAUAGCCUACAGUUUAUGAAGUGAUAUGAUUAACGUUACUGAUUUGCGAUCUAAAUAAAAUAACAUAUUUCAAACCUACAGAUCAUUUGAUCUUCCUUUACUCCGCCCACAGUGGUAUCAUUUCCCAACAACCGCGAAUCGUUCUCUAGCCGUCACGAUAACGACAACAACUCUUGCCUUGAUCAUUUGGCUACUUUUCAUCAUGAGUAACAUCACCUCCUGCACAGAACCUCAGAACCUAGUUUCUUCCAUUUUAAAGCCUGUUGUCAUUUUGGAGUUCAUUUUUGGAGUGCCUGGAAAUGUGUUUGCUCUGUGGAUUUUGUUCUUCAAGUCUCCAUGGAAAGCCUGCAAUGUGUAUCUCCUCUGCUUGGUGAUAUCUGACCUGCUACUCCUCAUUGGACUGCCUUUCCAAUUAGAUUACCUCUUUCGUGGUGAAGACUGGAUAUUUGGCGAAUCCUGUUGCCGGCUCAUUUUAUACAUCAUAUCAGUAAACUACUCGGCAAGUGUGGCUUUCAUGUCAAUUUUAGCUGUGGACCGCUUCUUCAGGAUCCUUCACCCACACCAUCGCAUUUGUCGAAUGAGUGUGAGACAAGCUAUAAUGUUUGUUAGCAUGGUUUGGAUAGUUGUUCUACUCCUUCGCCUUCCAACCGCCCUGAACCUGGUUCUCACAUCACAGAAAAACUCUUCAAAGCUCACAUGCCACACUUUUCUCUCAUGGACAUCGCCGUCGGUUCAGAUGAGGAUAUAUAAUUCAGUCCAGCUGAUAGAGGUCCUGUUAGCAUUUGCACUGGUGGUCUUCUGCUUUGUGCGGGUUUCCUUUCACGUCCAUGGCCGCCAGUCGAAGGGGGCACACCGCAGGGUGAAGCGGGCAGUGAGAUUGCUUCUGUUUCUUGUGAUCAUAUUUGUUCUGUGUUUCCUGCCUACAGUCACUUCUGGCAUCUUCCUUCAAGUGUUAUCCUGUUCAGAACUCCUCAUGGUGUGUUUUCAUGCUUCUUUGGCUUUAACCUACAUGAACAGUGCACUGGAUUCAGUCAUCUACUGCCACGUUAAUGCUUGGUUUCGUGACACCCUAAAGGGCAAAACCAACUCAUUGGGAAUUACGAAGUUCAAGAUGAGUGCGAAAACGAACAGAAAACGUUAAUCUACCUGAGAAACUGUGUAUUGGGGGGUUAAAAUGUGUCUUAAAGGUACAUUUCAUAUAAAAAUGAAAAUUGAUUUAUUUCUCACCUACAGAUGUUGUCCCAUACCUAUAUGAUGUUCUUUCUAACACUUAAGAUAAUACUCUGAAGAAUGUUUUCUUUCUAUCUUUUGUGUUCUGCAAUAGUUUUUCUAUGACUCAGUGGUAGAGCAUUGCGUUAGCAGCACAUAAGGUCAUGGGUUCAAUUCCCAGGGAAUACUCGUACUGAUAAAAAAUGUAUAGCCUGAAUGCACUGUAAGUCACUUUGGAUAAAAGCUUCUGAUAAAUGUAAUGCUAUACUGUACACCUUUCUAUACUUUGAUACGUUUUCUGCCUGUAACAUGCAUCAAUUGCUUUUCGUAUUAUUACAGACAUACAAGCUGUACUGCGCUUUUUUUAUUUAGCAUUUUUCAGUAAAUCUUUGACACACAAUGAA